CCUCCGCAUGGAUGAGAUCCCCUACAUUCACGAGGACCGGCCUGAAAGUUCUGCCAACAACGAUGUGCCCACAGAGCCGUCCACCUCUCCCGUCAUCAGCUCACUGUCUCUGUCCAGCUCCGAGGAGAACGUCGGCAUGAAGAUCCUGCGUAAACUGAGUAACAAGAGGAGGAAAAAGUCUCGAGACGGAGAAAAGAGUUUGGAGGAGGGUUCAGAGCAACCAUCAGCGACAAGUUAGUGACAUUGAGGAGGAGGGGUGAAACAGGCAUUUCCUUAUUUAUCGUUUUCUGGGUAAACUCACCCAAAAUUUCUUAUUUUAAGCUCUGACUCAACUCUCACAGGAGGCAUCCUAUCUGCUGUAGCCAUUGAUAAUACUCAGGACCUCACUGAAACACAUUUACCCCCCAUUUUCUGCCUGCUCCCCCUUCCCCACAACUUGACUCAGCA
This is a messenger RNA of Nematolebias whitei (Rio pearlfish), 447 nucleotides long. RefSeq names its product metal transporter CNNM1-like. The transcript is spliced from 3 exons. Bases 8 to 238 code for a protein of 76 amino acids. The record is from RefSeq and is a predicted model, not a curated record. Lineage: Eukaryota; Metazoa; Chordata; Actinopteri; Cyprinodontiformes; Rivulidae.